UACUAUCCAGGAAAAGGAUGGUGAUCUACGACAUUUACAAAAACAACUUUCUGACAUGGCUCGAGAUAAACACACUGAAAUCGUCAAAUUGAGACUUGAGUACGAUGCCAAACUGCUAAAGCUACAAAAAUCCAGCGCGGCUAAAACUCAAAGUGCUCCAUCUUCACAUUUCAAUAGCGACAUUUUCCGAAAGAAACUCCAAGCUGCAAAAUCUGAAUCCGAAAGGGAAAUUGCUGCAUUGAAGGAAAGAAUAGCUCAAUUGGAAAGACAACUGUCCAUGGCAUCACAGACUCAGCAUGAUUUUAGAUCAAGUAGCCUCUCUCUUAAGAGAAGACGCUUCAACCAAAAUUGAUGAGUGACGAGAUGCAGAAGGACUUUUUUAAAUUCAU
Molecule: messenger RNA, 389 nt
Organism: Exaiptasia diaphana
Lineage: Eukaryota; Metazoa; Cnidaria; Anthozoa; Actiniaria; Aiptasiidae
Product: kinesin-like protein 2
Exons: 3
Coding region: 56-352 (98 amino acids)
Source: RefSeq, a predicted model, not a curated record